Messenger RNA from Paralichthys olivaceus (Japanese flounder), 2333 nucleotides. RefSeq names its product neuropilin (NRP) and tolloid (TLL)-like 1, like (gene neto1l). Gene Ontology annotation, cellular component: postsynaptic density. Gene Ontology annotation, biological process: positive regulation of excitatory postsynaptic potential. The record is from RefSeq and is a predicted model, not a curated record. Gene Ontology annotation, molecular function: ionotropic glutamate receptor binding. NCBI's taxonomy places the organism in Eukaryota, Metazoa, Chordata, Actinopteri, Pleuronectiformes, Paralichthyidae.
AUGGAAAUCGGGCGAGUGUUUAGAACUGUUUCUGGUUUUAUAUGAAACUGGUGAUUAAUUGUUGUGGCACAUCUGCAAGGAUUUUUUAUUUUUAUUUUUAUUCUCACUGCCUCUUUUCUUUUUUCCUCUUCCACCGAAAGGUUUUUAUGGUAUGAGCGGCUCCCCGCUGUGAAUUUCCAGAAACUCAUCUCAAUCUUUAUUUAUUUUUCUCUUUUCCAGUAUUCCUCAAUCUAAAUGGAAUUAGUUGAGCCCGAAGCCGUUUGUGAAAGGAACAGACAUGGUACAUGGGCACAGCUUCCAUCACGUAGUUGCAAGUCUUCUCAUACUUGGGUUGUCUGGGGCAACAAAGAAGGAUACAGCAGUGAAGAACAAUUCUGGAGUGAAGCCUGCAGGUCAAUGUGGAACGUGGGUGAAAGAACCAGACGGAGGCCUCUUCACUUCUCCCAACUACCCGAACAAAUACCCCCCAGACACCGAGUGUGUUUACAUCCUUGAAGCACCCCCGAGGCAGUGUAUCGAUCUGCAUUUUGAGGAGAAUUACUCAAUCGAAUCCUCUUGGGAAUGUAAAUUUGACAACAUCGAGGUUCGGGAUGGACCCUUUGGCUUCUCCCCAAUACUCGGACGCUACUGCGGUCAGCAUAGCCCGCCUGAUAUCAGGAGUAGCGGCCGAUAUCUGUGGAUAAAAUUUGUUACUGAUGGAGAACUGGAAGCGGUGGGAUUUUCAGCAAGUUACAACUUCACUGCAGAUCCGGACUUUGCAGACUUGGGAGUUCCUCCACCUCUGCCCUCCUGUCAGUAUGACAUGGUUGGUCCAGAGGGUAUCGUUGAGUCUCAUCAGAUCACCAGAGACGGGAAGGCUGGCGCUGCCGAGGCCGUCGACUGCAAAUGGUACAUCCGUGCUCCGCCACGCUCCAAGAUCUACCUGCGUUUCCUCGACUAUGAGAUGGCAAAUUCCAACGAAUGCAAGCGCAACUUUGUGGCAGUGUACGAUGGCGGCAGUUCGGUGGAAGACCUCAAAAGCAAGUACUGCUCCACGGUGGCCAACGACAUCAUGCUGGUUUCCACGUUGGGCGUCAUCCGCAUGUGGGCGGACGAGGCCAGCCGCAAGAGUCGCUUCCGCAUCCUUUUCACAACCUACCAAGAACCUCCUUGUGAUGCAGAUGCCUUCUUCUGUCACAGCAACAUGUGCAUAAACAACACACUGGUGUGUAACGGCAUGCAGAACUGUGUCUACCCCUGGGAUGAGAACCAGUGUAAAGAGAAAAGAAAAGCCAACAUCCUCGACAACCUGAACAACACAAACGGGACCAUCAUCGGUGUCACCUGUUGCAUCGUCCUCAUCCUCCUCAUCGUCUCCGUCAUAGUCCAGAUCAAGCAGCCACGUAAAAAGUACAUCCUGCGGCGUGAGGACUUUGACCCCACCAUGUUCCAGGAGGUGUUUGAGCCACCUCACUAUGAGCUGUGUACAUUACGGAGUGCCACCACAGCCGCAGCAGCAUCAGCAGACUUAGUAGACCUGGCGGAAGACUUUGAGAACUACCACGCCCUUCGCCGUGCCUCCUCCCGCUGCGUCCACGAUCACCACUGUGGGUCCACCUCCAACCCCGGCUCCGCCCACUUAUCCCAGCUGUCACUGAGUGGACGAGGAAGCCGCGGAAACUUGAGCGGUCGUGACGGAGCUGCGGCCACCCUGCUCACCGACCUUCCACAGCCGCCCAUGGCAGUGCGGCCAUUGCUGCCGGCCACGGCAAACCGCAGGAGCAUCUUGGUCAUGAAGCACAGCUACUCACAAGAGGCAGACAAUGGAUGUGACCUGGACGACGACCUGGAAGAAGUUCCCACCACCAGCCACCGGCUUUCACGCCACGAAAAGGCAGUACAGCGGUUCUGCCUCAUUGGCUCUUUGAGCAAACAUGAAUCAGAGUACAACACAACUAGGGUCUAAGAGACAAUCUCAAGACUUCUUGAGAAUAGUGAAAUCCUGGAUCAAUACGAACGGGCGUCACUGACAUAUGAAAGAGCGGAGCGGAGAUUUACACCAGCAUGAUGCUGAUGAUGAUGAAGGGACACUGUGACGACUGAAUAUGUGUUCAUGUGCAAAGACGACACAAAGGACAGCUGCAAUGCUGUUAAGCUCAGCUCUGUGUUCUACAUACUGUAGGCAGUCCAGAGUUUUUUGUCCCCAUGGAAUAAUAUGGACCUUUACGAUGAACGUGAUUAUUGACAUUUAAAUUUGGGACGUUAGUCAGAAUCAUAUCUGUCAUUGUCCUCGCUGAUGGCAAAAUUAUGUGGUUAAACAUCUUCAAGUUCAUUUCUACGCAUGUGUUUUUUAA